UCUCUCGCUCUCAUCAAAGCAUUCAUGUGUCAUAGGCGUUGCGUGUGUGUGUGCGCGUAGAAUGUGUGGCGGCUCGAACGUCAUUUUGUGGUCAUUCUCAUGACUAGUACCGCUUGGAAUGGAUUUGAAUAAGUGAACGAUAGUAUUUAUUUCGCGAAAGUUUAUAGCUUUUAUUAAAUGUCUAAAUUUAUGAAAUAAUAACAAAUAGUUAGUGAUUAUUGUUAAUAUAAUGAUCUUACUGGAGAUCAAUAAUAGGAUAAUAGAGGAAACGUUGACACUUAAAUACAAAAAUGCUUUGGCCGGAAAUAAACAGGAAUCGACAGAUCUUACAAUAGCAGAUUUUGAUGGUGUAUUAUUUCAUAUUGCAAAUUUAAAUGGAGAAAAAUCCAAAAUACGGGUUAGUAUAUCAUUAAAAUUCUAUAAACAACUGCAAGAGCAUGGGGCUGAUGAGCUUUUGAAGAGAGAAUAUGGAGAUCUUUUAGUGGAACCGGAAGAUGGAUACAAUGUCUCAUUGUUAAUAGAUUUAGAUAACGUACCUGGAAACUGGGAAGAGAUAGUACGAAAAGCUGGUCUAUUAAAACGUCAUUGUUUUGCAUCCGUUUUUGAAAAAUAUUUUGAUUUUCAAGAGAAUGGAAAUGAUGGAGAAAAGAGAGCAGUUAUUGAUUAUCGCAGUGAUGAAACUAUGUACGUUGAAGCAAAAAGUGACAGGGUGACUGUUGUAUUUAGCACUGUGUUUAGAGAAGAUGACGAUGUUGUUCUUGGAAAAGUAUUCAUGCAGGAAUUCCGAGAAGGUAGAAGGGCAUCACAUACAGCGCCCCAAGUAUUAUUUUCUCAUAGAGAUCCUCCACGAGAGUUAGCUAACACAGAUGCUAAAGUUGGUGAUAAUAUUGGUUACAUUACUUUUGUGCUUUUCCCAAGACAUACAAAUAAAGCUGCACGGGACAAUACAAUAAAUUUAAUUCAAAUGUUUCGGCACUAUUUGCAUUACCACAUAAAGUGUUCCAAGGCAUACAUACAUUCUCGUAUGAGAGCUAAGACGACUGAAUUUCUGAAAGUUCUUAAUAGAGCUCGACCUGAACCCAAGAAUUUGGAGAAGAAAACAAUCACAGGGCGAACUUUUAUAAGAAAAGAAUGAUCGCUGAUGUAAUAUAGUAAAAGAAGUAUAUACCUAAAAUUAAUUAAAACAGUCGCAACGGAUUAAUGAUUUAAUAUUAGGAUAUUAUUGAAAAGUACUACAUGGCCAAAAAUAUGAAGUUUUAUCUGCUUUCCCAUGUUAAAAUAUAGCACAAAAACUAAGCGAACAGUGAGCAAGUAAUACUAAAGAAGUAGACUAGCUAUAAAUAGAGUCAGUCACUUUAUUUAUAAUCGCAUAUACUCUCAUGAAAGAAGUUUAAUGAAAUUCAAAAAUGCAAAAUCAUUUUGUAUUUUUUCUAUUGAGGGUUAUGUCUUUGAAUUUUAUUGAUUGAAUUUGCUUAUUACUUACCUUUGUCUUAUUCAAGUUUUUUUUUCUAAAUUAUAACUUAACAAACAUCAAAUUAAGAAGUU
Messenger RNA from Ctenocephalides felis (cat flea), 1545 nucleotides. It is a transcript of the gene Arpc2, whose product is annotated as probable actin-related protein 2/3 complex subunit 2. NCBI's taxonomy places the organism in Eukaryota, Metazoa, Arthropoda, Insecta, Siphonaptera, Pulicidae. Gene Ontology annotation, cellular component: actin cytoskeleton; Arp2/3 protein complex. Gene Ontology annotation, biological process: actin filament polymerization; Arp2/3 complex-mediated actin nucleation. Gene Ontology annotation, molecular function: actin filament binding; structural constituent of cytoskeleton. The record is from RefSeq and is a predicted model, not a curated record. Bases 230 to 1135 code for a protein of 301 amino acids. The transcript has 8 exons.